Molecule: messenger RNA, 1930 nt
Organism: Haliotis rubra (blacklip abalone)
Lineage: Eukaryota; Metazoa; Mollusca; Gastropoda; Lepetellida; Haliotidae
Exons: 10
Coding region: 1-1827 (608 amino acids)
Source: RefSeq, a predicted model, not a curated record
AUGCCGGAGGGCAGUCAGUGUGUGGAGGAAAACGAAGCUGUCAACAUCCACUCACGUACAUCUUCUACUACUGAGACAGUUGACGUGGGAACAGACACAAACCAACUCAUUUCGUGUCGGAGUAAGUCCUGUCAGUGUGUGACACCCUCCUUGAUGUCGACUGGUACCCAGAAGAGCAUGAACACAUCUUGGUGCACAAUUGCUGUCCAGUGUACACCAGAUACAUGCGACCGUGCUACACAAUAUGAGGCACCAGGUGAUGCUGACAGCAAGAACAAUAUGCCUGACACAACUGAUGAUGGAAAUGACACUGAUGAAGAUUACAAUCCACAUUCAAGUCAGAUCAAGUUCGAAGAAUCUCAAUCCCAGCCAGAGUCCCUGAACAACCAUAUGGAAGAAACAAAGUUCCUGGUGUUUGAAUCCAAUUUGCUGUCACUUUUCAUGUUUUGCAAAUUCUGCUUUUAUUCAUGCAGAGCCAAAAUUUAUCAUAUCUGUGGUAGUCUGGUGACAGUGCAGGUACAGUGCCUCAGACACCAAGAGCAUGCAUACUUCUGGAAUAGUCAGCCAAUACACAAACAAUUGCCACUUGGCAAUUUAGCCAUAGCUUGUGCUGUUUUCUUUAGUAGUCUUUGCCCAGCAAAGGCUCUAAGGAGCUAUUCAACUAUGAACAUGUACAAUAUAAGCAUGUCAACAUUUCAUAAACUCCAGAGAAGCUACAUAGUCCCAGCUAUUUCAAGGGUGUGGUCAAAACACCAAACUCAGCUAUUAGCUGAUAGGAAAGAGAAAUCUGUACGUCUGGCAGGGGAUGCAAGGUGUUGCUCACCUGGACAUACAGCUAAGUAUGGAAGCUAUACAUUGAUCGAUGUGGACACACAUCAAGUUUUGGACAUCCAGUUGGUGCAGUCAAAUGAAGUGGCCAAUUCGAAUGCCAUGGAACUUGAAGGAUUGAAAAGGGGCCUUGCACAUCUUGAGAAUGCCAGAGUAAAUGUUUCAGACAUAAUAACAGACCGACACAUUCAAGUAAAAGCUUAUAUAAAGAGGGAGAAAGGUGGCAUUAAACAUUGGUUUGAUGUAUGGCAUGUUGCUAAAGGUAUUUACAAGAAACUUCAAAAAGUAAGCAAGAAGAAAGGCCUGGAAAUAAUCAGCCUGUGGGCACACUCCAUUUCCAAUCAUAUGUACUGGUGUGCUGCCACCAGCCAUGGCAAUGCUGAGGAGGUGCUGGCUAAGUGGUUGUCGAUUGGCAACCACUUAGCUAACAUACAUAGUGGUCACAGUGAAACCUUUCCAUCUUGUAUGCAUGGAGAAAUUCAAGAUAGAAUUUGGAUACCUGCUGGAACACGAGCUCACAAGGAGAUAGAAAGCAUCUUAAAGUCCAGAUAUCUCCUGAAAGAUGUAGCCAAACUGUCACCUCAUGGGCAGACAUCAUACCUUGAAGGAUUUCAUAGUGUCAUAUGUCACUUCGCUCCAAAGUUCUACCAUUAUCAUUACAAUGGUAUGAAGGCAAGGUUGUUGAUGUCUGCCCUCCACUUCAAUGAGAAUGGAACACGACUGAAAGCACACACCAAAACAGGAGAAGAGAAAUGGAGUGUCUCAUAUCCUAAGAGCAGAAACUGGGAGGCUACUGCUAAACCUCUCAAAACAAAUCCAACAUAUGAAUAUAUUGGCGAGCUGUUACAGGAGGUGUCCGACAUUCGAACAGAAUUUCCAAGUUGUGCCCUUGCUGACAACUCCCUAAAUGAACAUCAGCCACCCUGCAUGACUGAAACUCACGGAAAGAAACGGGAAAAACAAAUCGUUGUCAGAAACCAUAAAACACGUUUCCAUUAAAACAAUAUUUAUUCUAGUGAGAAUAAAGAAAUCCAGUAUAUACAUCUGAUGGAAAUGUUGCACGUAUAACAUGGACAACACAAGAAGGAAUCACCUUGCGAUG